AUGGCAGAACAAGAAGAAGAAGAUUCAAAAGUUAGCUCUCCCCAGCCUCCUCACCCUGUUUUGGAGGUCAUAUGCAAAAGUCUGGCAAAGACUAGCCGCUUUGCGGCAGGCACCAAGGCGGGAUUUGCUGUGUCUUUGUUAAACAGGAAGUUGGAUAUUGGGGCACCUUUUGUUUUGCAUAUUGAAGCAGUUAAGGAUGGGGAGGAACCCAUUAGUUUUGGCCCGGAUGCUGUGCUUGUUGAUUAUGGCAAUGGAUGGAAGUUGCAAACAGUUACUGUGUUAGAUUAUGGUGGUGUUAGACAAACAGAGCAUUUUCCGCAGAUUCCAACACAGAAUUCUGAUGGUUCACGUCCUGCAAAGACAGCUUCCAAACCAGGCAUUGGUUUUGUGUACAUUGCAAAGAUAGUAGUAGCCUUCAUUUUGCUUUUUGUGCUUGGUGCAAUUUUCACACUAGCUCUUGAGAAUCUUCCUAGACUCAUAUUGUUUAUUAACUCGUUCAUGUAA
Dovyalis caffra is the source of this 504-nucleotide messenger RNA. Lineage: Eukaryota; Viridiplantae; Streptophyta; Magnoliopsida; Malpighiales; Salicaceae. The record is from the annotation of a GenBank genome assembly.